GCCCGUUCGUUCCCCCAUCUCCUCGGAUGUAUCGAAGGACCUUUAAACCGUCCCAAGAUUGCAACGCGAUAAACCAGCAAACUUCUUUUAACAAAACAACUAUUUUCCGACCAGUCUCCAGUCCGGGCGACUUAAAAUACCCGCAACGAUGCCUCUGAACAACGAGCGUCCGCCCUCCACCUCGAGCGGCGACGAGCAAGGCAGCGACGGCGAGUCGCCGCCGCCGCCGGGGCGCUGCGACAGCGCCGCGUCGGCCAGCGACACGGACUGCUCGCGCGAGAGUUUCACCAGCGAGGGCUCCAGCAAGCACUGCACGCCGUCCUCGAGCCCUCCCAAUACGCUGAGCCUGGACGAGGUGAUGGGCUCCGCCAGGGACCUCUCCAACCUCAGCUUGUUCCACGAGAUCGUCGUCAACCGCGACUUCCACCUGGAGCCGCGCACCCUCCCCGAGGACGGUCUGUGGAAGAUGGUCCGCGACAACGUCCACAAGGCGUUCUGGGACAUCGUGGAGUCGGAGCUGAACGACGACCCGCCCGAGUACCGGCAAGCCAUCAAGCUGCUGGAGGAAAUCCGAGAGAUUUUGCUGUCCUUCCUCAACCCGGGCUCCAACCGCAUGCGGACGCAGAUCCUGGAGGCGCUGGACACGGACCUGAUCCGACAGCAGGCGGAAAACGACGCCGUGGACAUCGCGGGUCUCGCCUCGUACGUCAUCGGCGUCAUGGGAAAGUUGUGCGCUCCCGUCCGCGACCGCGAGAUCGAGAAACUGAAGGAGAGCUCGGGCGACAUCGUGACACUCUUCAGGGAGAUCUUCCGCGUCCUGGACCUGAUGAAGGCCGACGUGGUGAACCUGACCAUCGACAACCUGCGGCCAGUCAUGCAGAAGCAGAGCGUCGAGUACGAGAGGGCCAAGUUCCAGAGCAUCCUGGACAAGACGCCCGGUGCUUUGAAGCACACCGCCGCUUGGAUCAAAAUGACUUUUGAGGAGCUUCUGUCCACCAUGCCGAGCAAUCAGGGGAAAGGGCAGCCGUGUCUACCCGGACCCUUCCAGAUCCUUAAUGUGGCCUUCCUACACAUCCUCAUGUGGGACUACACCAAGCGACCGCUCCCUGAGACGUGGAUGACGGACGAGGGCCGCCUACGGGAGGUGCAGGCCCAGCUGAGGCGGUGGCAGGCGGUCGAUGAGGUUCUGCUCAUCGUUUACAGCACGGUCGGGGGGCCCGUCCAGGGCGUGGCGGCCCUGUCCGAGCGCCUCAAGAGGAUGACCGCCGUGCUGCUCGACAAUAUGCACAACCCGAGUUUUAGCCUGCAGGAGGCGUUGGUGGGCGUCGGCGCUCAGGUCUGCAGCGAGCUGAGCAAGUCCCUGGCGGAGAGGGGCUACCCCGCGCUGAGCCCGGCGCUGCAGGCCACCCUGACGGGCCAGAUCCGCAGCAUCGCCCACAAAGACAACCCCAUCCGCACUCUCGUCGAGGACCGCGUGCAGCACUACUUCACGGCGCUCAUCUGCGAUCCCAAACCUCAAGCCAGGCUGGAGCAAACGCCCGCCGGCCUCGCCGCCGUCGGGCCGGAGCUGGCCUCGCUGGCCGCCAAGUUCCUGUCCCUGGUCAACUACAACAAGGCCGUGUAUGGACCUUUCUACGCCGACAUCAUCAGGAAACUGAUGUUCAGCAGCGGCCCGCCCCCGCCGUCGCCGUCGCCGUCGCCGCCUUCCCCUCCUCAGGACUGCGUCACCCCCCAAUAAACUGGACACGUCCAUUUUGUUUCUCCUAGGAAUCGAGCUCACUUUACUUGCAGCAAAGUUUUUAAUACGCAACGCUUUUUCCCAACCUUUAUCUUGCAAAACAAAACGGCGCACAAAACCCCAAAAAACACUGAAGUCACGAAGAUGGGCCUGUUUAGCUUUAAGCCGUUAUUCUGCUUAUGAAUUUCCCGUUUAGCGGGAGCGCGUUUCAUUUUUCCGCCUGCCUGCACAUCGGAUGAAAGUGGUUGGCAAUCACUGGUUUUAAUUUAUACUUUUUAGCAUCCUAUAUUUAUGAGUCAUAUAUUUAGAAAAGUAUCGACACAGGUAUCUAUAACACAUUAUGGCUGUUUUAAAGUUGUAUUAUAUUUCAUAUUACAAAGGUCUUGGCUUCUUAAAGGAGCUAUUGAAAAAAAAUGGAUUUUUCUUGUAUGUUGUAUACGCGAGAACAUUUUUUGCGGUCGUCGUCUUUGCUUGUUUAACUUGGGGACGAUUUUCCAGACGUUUGUGCUGUACGUCACUUUGUGUGACGCGUGAUGUUUGUUACACGGCUCGGUACUGUAGUCUGUUACCGUAUUCCUGCAUUGGCUUGAUAGAACCAGCGUGGAUGCACAAAAAAAAAAAAAAAAGGUCAAAGGUGCUGAGCUCCAGAGCGAUUCUGCGUCCAACGUGGAUCCAAAGAUGUGCAGAACAGAAAAGCAAUUAUUUACCUGAACUGAAGUUUCUAUUCAAAAUGUUUCCUUCUGUAUGACAAUUAAUAUAAUAAAAAUUUUUAAAUCAUG
Molecule: messenger RNA, 2517 nt
Organism: Syngnathoides biaculeatus (alligator pipefish)
Lineage: Eukaryota; Metazoa; Chordata; Actinopteri; Syngnathiformes; Syngnathidae
Gene: tcp11l2
Product: t-complex 11, testis-specific-like 2
Exons: 10
Coding region: 149-1738 (529 amino acids)
Biological process (GO): signal transduction
Source: RefSeq, a predicted model, not a curated record